GCGUCGACAAUAUGCUAAUCAAGUUGGCUUAUGUUCGCGGAAAAUCCCCAUUACACUUGUAAUGCGGCAAGUACCUCCGGGUUUGAUUCAAGCAUUUUGGGAUGAUACAAGGAGGCAGUUUUCUAUUCCUAAUGAUCCCGAGAAGAAAAGGGUGUUUGUCUCUUUAUUAGGGGAAAGAUUCAGAGGCUUUAAGACCAAGUUGACUAAUCGGUGGAUCCAUAAGAAGAAGAAGGUGCAAACAAAGAAGAAGAAUGCCAAAGAGGAUAACCGUCUCCCGUGGAAAAUAUGGCCGACCGUGUCAAAAGAUGAUUGGGAAGAGUUCGUUAGAAUGAAGAGUCAAAAGAAAGCCAUUGAACUUCGAGAGCAAAAUCAAGCGAAUGCAGAAAAGAAGGAAUACGUCCAUCGUAUGGGUCCUAAGACUUUUGCUGAAAAGAGACCUGAGUGGGCCGCUUUGGGUUUAUACCCUAAAGCGCUUCUAGUGGCAUCGAAGGAACCCUCUAGUUCCACGAUCACUACCUUGGUGAGUCGUGCCGGUGAUUUCUUUUGUUCUCUCCAUUAGUUUGAUAAGA
This is a messenger RNA of Chenopodium quinoa (quinoa), 569 nucleotides long. RefSeq lists its product as uncharacterized. NCBI's taxonomy places the organism in Eukaryota, Viridiplantae, Streptophyta, Magnoliopsida, Caryophyllales, Amaranthaceae. The transcript is spliced from 3 exons. The coding region runs from base 62 to 559 and encodes 165 amino acids. The record is from RefSeq and is a predicted model, not a curated record.